CUAAACAUUUAAACAGUUCAGUUUCACAGCUGCUCUUUACUCUGGACGGAUCCAAGCAAGUGAACCAACAAGAGAAGCAGGGGAUUUUUCCCAUGAUGGCAAUAAGCGAUAAAAUGUUUUCCUCCUUUGCACAGAUUAUCAUCUUGGCACUUCUAGCAAGCUGGUUUUCAGCAGUUGUUUCUAGUCCUCUAUUUUGUGCAGAUUCACCCCCCUCAUCCAGCACUCCAGUUUCUGUCCAUUCUCUGAGACCAGCUGAUGUAUCUGUGAUAUCGGGGAUAGUCCUGUCUGAUGUGGACAGCGGCAGAUCUGAUGAAAUCAGAGCCCUGAACAUGCUGUCUGAAAUAUUGUCCACCUUUAACCCUCAUGUAUCAGCUGUUCUACCUGACCAAAGGAGUUUAAUGGAAAAAGCAGAAGACAUGCAGUUCCUGGACCCCACUCAGUGGAAGUUGAUCCUUCUCUUCAUACCAGUUGAUGAGAUCUCUGUGUGUCCUGACCAGGAUCUCACUGCAGUCAUUGAUGAAACAGUUAACAGAGUGGAGAAAACACUGGACUCUCUUAAUGAGAAGUUGAAGCACACAUUGGUUCAUGUUGUGGUUUGGAGUGGACAGUCAAGGGACCAAGUCUGCCAGUUCAACUGUGAGACAGGAUAUGAUGAAAACAGACACAGACUGGAUAUGUUAGUGCUUAUGGCUUCAUUGCAGGAAUCUGUCAGUGCUCUUUUAGAGAGGAGAGGCUGGUUCAACGAUCAAGAGGACUUCAGUGUAAUGCUUCAGUCCAGUCCAGUGCUGACAGAUCCAAUGACAUCACCUACGCCUGAUUCCUCAAAUGACAUAAGCUUGGUUGUUUUACAACUCUGGGCUAAUUUGCUCCAGCCAAUCACAGACAAGACUGAGAUGGAUGGGCGGGGCGGAGUCACCGUUCCAUGUCCUACUGAGGAAAAGCCAUUUUUGCGAACACAUCAAAAUUCAGAGUCCAGAGCAUCACAAACAGCAGAUUCACAUCUACUUGUCGACACAGUGAUGGGGAGUGAGCUCUACUGUGAGGACAGGGCUCCGUCCCCCAGCAUCCCUACCUCAGUCCAUACUUUACGGCCAGCGGACAUCAAAGUGGUGGCAGCGAUGGGUGACUCUUUGACGGCAGCUAAUGGGGUGGGUGCUGCUCAAAAUAACCUGCUGGGUGUGAUCACAGAGUACAGAGGCCUGUCAUGGUGCAUCGGUGGAGAUAAGAACUUGUCAUCUAUAACCACUUUACCAAACAUACUGAAAGAGUUCAACCCCUCACUCAAUGGCUAUUCUGUGGGAAAAGGAGAUGAGGAUUCAGCACAAAGCUUUCUGAACCAAGCAGUACCUGGAGCCAAAGCUGAUGAUAUGGUGAAGCAGGCUCAUGCUGUUGUUAAAAGAAUGAAGGAAGACUCAAGAAUUGAUUUCGAGAAUGACUGGAAGAUGAUCACAGUCUUCAUUGGAGGAAAUGACUUAUGUGCCCACUGCUCUGAUACUCGGUACUAUUCUUCUGAUAACAUUGUGAAGUAUAUUCGUGAGGCUCUGGACAUUUUGCACAAUGAGGUUCCUCGAGCUCUGGUGAACCUCGUGGAGCUGCUGGAUAUAGUUCCCCUUCGUGCACUUCAUAAGGACAAAAGCAAUGGUUGCCCUACCUGGCUGGUCAAUAUUGUGUGUCGUUGUGUUCUGCAACCUAAAGAUGAAUCUCAUGAAUUCCAAACAUUGCAGGAGUUUAACAAAGCAUAUCAGCGUGGGAUGUGGGAGCUGGUGGAUUCUGGCCGAUAUGACACUCAUGAUAACUUCACUGUGGUCCUGCAGCCAUUCUUGAGAAAUGUUUUUCUUCCUUUAAUGGAGGACGGGAGACCUGACCGUUCUUAUUUCUCUCCGGACUGUUUUCAUCUCAGUCAGAAAGCUCACACACUCAUGGCUCGGGCUCUCUGGAACAACCUGAUGGAGCCUUUAGGUAACAAGACAGAUAAAGAGGAUUUCACUGCAGGAAUCUCUCUUAAAUGCCCAGAAACAUCUUCCCCCUAUUUGAGGACAUUUUAUAAUAGCAAUUACACAUACAACAUACCUGAACCUACUCCUCCACCUCCAACAAACUGGGGAAGUGAUUUCUCAUGUGUGGACACAGCGCCCUCUAACACUUUACCAACAUCUGUUCACAGUCUGCGUCCAGGUGACAUUAAAGUAGUGGCGGCUCUUGGAGAUUCACUAACCGCUGGAUUUGGUGCAAAAGCUAAAAACCUUCUCCAGCUGCCGGAUGAGGAGCGUGGAGUUUCCUGGAGCAUUGGUGGGGAUGAUACAUUGGAGACUGUCACCACAUUACCUAACAUCUUCAAGAAGUUCAACCCAAGUGUUUUCGGCUUCUCAAAGGGGAAAAGUAAACGACCAAAUGGCUUCAAUAUGGCAGUGGGUGGUGCCAAAGCACAGAAUAUACCAGCACAAGCGAGGGAUCUCAUCACAGCUUUGAAGGAAAGCAAGGACGUGGACUUUGAGAAGGAUUGGAAACUGGUGACAUUGUUUAUAGGAGGAAAUGACCUUUGCCAGUACUGUCAUGACCGGGCUGCUCUGUCCUCUUCUAAGUACAUCGGUCACAUCAGAGACAGUCUGGACAUGCUUUACAAUGAGGUUCCCAGAGUGCUGGUGAAUUUAGUGGAAAUCUUACAGGUUGAGGAUCUGCGAUUGAUAAAGAGGGACACACUGGGCUGCAGCCUCCUCCAAAAAAACUUGUGUCCGUGUUUUCUGAGUCCACGUGAAAACUCUCCACAAAUGAAUGAAAUGAAGAAGGUCAACAGAGAUCUGCAGGAGGAGACUGAAAGGCUGGUGUAUGGGGGACGGUAUGAUGGAAGACAUGACUUUGCAGUGGUGCUACAGCCCUUUUUUGAGAACACUGUUGUUCCAAUGGUCAAGGAUGGCAAACCAGACGUGUCUUACUUUUCUGUGGACUGUUUUCAUUUCUCUGAGCGUGGACAUGCAGAGAUGGCUAUUGCACUCUGGAACAACAUGCUGGAGCCUGUAGGGAGUAAACAGAACUACAAUAAUUUCACAUAUGACCGCAGUAAGAUCCGAUGCCCCACAGAGGAGCAUCCUUUUAUCUUUACACGAAUAAACAGUGGCCCUGAUGUCCCUGUGACUACAGUUCCCACCACAGUCCUACCAGGCACCCCUUUACCUGCUGACUGUCCCAAUGAUGUUGUGCCAGCCUGGGCAGCUGCAGUUCUGGCUGUAGGAGGAUUGAUGAUCGGUUGGGUCGUCACCUGGAUGAUCUUCUACUAUAGAGAACGACGAAACAGAAAGAGAAACCAGAUCAAUGAAAUGAGUGGAACAAAGUUUUAAUACGAUUUUUAAAAUAAUAAUUAAGUUAAUUAUGUAAAGGUGUCUUUACACAGCUGAGUUAAAGCUGCACUUUCUCUGAUUAAAGUUCAGUGUAAAGUAGCUGCAAUGCAAAUGCAUUCAUGCCACCUCUGAGAGUCUGAGAGUGUGUAAAAAUACUAUAAAUGCCAAUUCAGAAGUAUAUCUGUGCUACUGUUGCAGUGUAAAUUUGGUCGUUGAGCCUAAACUGUAAUCAUCUUUCCCCUAAAAGAAACAUUUUUGUAUUUUUUUAAGUAUGUAUAUUUAAUGAAUGUAUUUUAUGAACAGUUUUAACUCAUGAGCAUAAGCAGAAGAUGAAGUGUUCAGAUGUCUAUAAAUUAAUUUAUUGUUGUAAAUUAUUUAUGAAAUAUUUUUAAUAAUAUGAUUGUUUUAUAAUCAACAGAAUAAUGUAGAAAAAAAUUUAUAUAUUUUAAUGAAACAAAAAAAGUUAUAUUUAAUAAUUAUUUUCUUACAACUUUUGACCUGUGUUCCCAUGAGCAACUUAUUUUUCAUUAAAUUGUGUCAUUACACAAGACGUUUUUGUUUUGUUUUAUACAUGAUAUUGUACAUAAUGUGUAACAAAUACUAAUCUAUAUUAGUCAUUUUACACUACCUGACAAAAGUCUUGUUGUCAAUCCCAGUUGUAAGAGCAACAAAUAAUAACUUGACUUCUAGUUGAUCGUUUGGAAAAGUGUCAGAAGGUAGAUUUUUCUGAUAAUUCGUCUGUUGAACUGCAUCACAAUCAUCACAAAUAUUGCAAAAGACCUAUUGUAGCCCGCAUGGAACUAAGAUUCUCACAGAAAUCAGUCUGAUUUUGUGAAGGAAAAAUUGCGGUUUGGGGUUACAUGCAGUCUGGGGGCGUGUGAGAGAUCUGCCGAGUGGAUGGCAACAUCAACAGCCUGAGAAAUCAAGACAUUUGUGCUGCCCGUUACAUUACAAACCACAGGAGAAGGAAAAUUCUUCAGCAGGAUGGCGCUCUUCAUACUUCAGCCUCCACAUCAAAGUUCCUGAAAGCAAAGAUGGUCAAGUUGCUCCAGGAUUGGCCAGCCCAGUCACCAGAAAUAAACAUUAUUGAGCAUGUCUGGGGUAAGAUGAAGAAGAGGGCAUUGAAGAUGAAUCCAGAGAAUCUUGAUAAACUCUGGGAGUCCUACAAGAAUGUUUUCUUUGCCAUUCCAGAUGACUUGAUUAAUAAGUUAUUUGAGUUAUUGCAGAGAUGUAUGGAUGCAGUCGUCCAAGAUCAUGGGAGUCAUACACAAUAUUUAUUAUUUUUCCACUACAACAUGACUUUAUAUUCUAUGCUGUACAUUAUUUCUGUUAAGUGACAAGACUUUUGUCUAAGCAAAGUCAGACCUUACUGUCCUAAUUAAAUAAAUAAAAAUCAAGUGUAA
Molecule: messenger RNA, 4738 nt
Organism: Danio aesculapii
Lineage: Eukaryota; Metazoa; Chordata; Actinopteri; Cypriniformes; Danionidae
Gene: plb1
Product: phospholipase B1
Exons: 42
Coding region: 93-3335 (1080 amino acids)
Biological process (GO): phospholipid metabolic process
Cellular component (GO): brush border membrane
Molecular function (GO): phosphatidylcholine lysophospholipase A1 activity; A2-type glycerophospholipase activity; retinyl-palmitate esterase activity
Source: RefSeq, a predicted model, not a curated record